CUUCUGUUCUGAUUUGAACUGCGGCAGGUUUUGGAGCUAGCUAGCUAGCGAGCGAAUGGUUCAUCAAUGGCGUCGUCAAUGGUAGCGUCUAGGUUAUCUUCUCGCCUUCGACCAAUCGCCCUCCUCAAACUCCACAAAGGAAAUUCACUCUCGUUGGACGCCCCACUCCUCAAAUCCGUCUCUCCCUCUCGUUCCUCCGCCGCCCGCCGCAUUUCUCGCUCCUCAAGGUUACCAGUGGAGCUGAGCUGCUUGGAAUCAAUGAUGCCAUUGCACAGCGCAAUAGCUUCAGCUCGGUUGACAUCAAGCUUGCCCUUAGAGUCUAGUUGCUGGGGGUUAAUUCCUCAAGGCAUCUCGAUGCCUUUAUGACGGCCUAUUUCCAGAAAGACAUCACAGGGGUGACUUUGUUUCAGAUAGGAAUGUAAGACUCACGUCUUUUUUCUUAUGUCAACAGAUAAUGAAAUCAAACUGUUUCAAUUUCUGUAACCAAACGGAACAAUGAUGCGCGUUUCUGCUAGGUUAAUUUCUCCAGUUUUUUUCCCAGAUCUUUAGUCUCCCUUCUCUCUGACUGACCCCUUGCAUGAUUAGUUGAUCUUCAAGGGUUCAAUGUUCUUUUGUUUGCACAGCGAAGAAAAUUUCAUUCAAUGAUGCAAACAAAUCAACAACUGUUAAAUUCAAUGUAUGACAUCUUAAGAUAGUUGGCACAUAAGUUCUCUA
Rhododendron vialii is the source of this 714-nucleotide messenger RNA. RefSeq names its product protein NUCLEAR FUSION DEFECTIVE 6, mitochondrial-like. The record is from RefSeq and is a predicted model, not a curated record. Lineage: Eukaryota; Viridiplantae; Streptophyta; Magnoliopsida; Ericales; Ericaceae. Gene Ontology annotation, cellular component: mitochondrion. Bases 67 to 366 code for a protein of 99 amino acids. The transcript has 3 exons.